Molecule: messenger RNA, 592 nt
Organism: Pterocles gutturalis (yellow-throated sandgrouse)
Lineage: Eukaryota; Metazoa; Chordata; Aves; Pterocliformes; Pteroclidae
Gene: SRPRB
Product: signal recognition particle receptor, B subunit
Exons: 6
Biological process (GO): protein targeting to ER
Cellular component (GO): signal recognition particle receptor complex
Source: RefSeq, a predicted model, not a curated record
GUGUGCCUCCAGCCUCCUUUUUCUGAAGCUGCUGACAGGCAAAUACCGCGAUACCCAGACUUCCAUAACUGACAGCUCUGCGGUUUACAGAGUCAGCAACGCCAAGAGCGCUAACGUGACCUUAAUCGACCUUCCAGGCCAUGAGAGUUUGCGGCUUCAGUUCUUGGAGAGGUUCAAGGCUGCAGCCAGAGCCAUCGUGUUUGUGGUGGACAGUGUGGCCUUUCAGCGGGAAGUGAAGGAUGUGGCAGAGUUCCUGUACCAGGUCCUGGUCGAUAGCACUGUGCUCAAAAAUGCGCCUGCCCUGCUGAUCGCUUGCAAUAAGCAAGAUGUCACAAUGGCAAAAUCAGCAAAACUUAUUCAACAGCAGCUGGAGAAGGAGCUCAACACCUUACGAGUGACCCGCUCUGCAGCCCCCACCAGUCUGGAUGCCACUGGGGGCCCUGCCCAGCUGGGGAAGAAGGGCAAGGACUUCGACUUCUCCCAGUUACCCAUGAAGGUGGAAUUCGUGGAGUGCAGUGCUCGGGGCAGCAAGGGAGAGGAGGGAGAUGCUGACUUCGAGGGCCUGGAGAAAUGGCUGGCCAAGAUCGCCUGA